AUGGCUUCAAUUGGUCGCUCGCCUAUCUCGGCAAGCCUCCUGCGUCUAGAUCAUCCUGUUCGGAGCUUGACGCUUGCCUUCUGGUUAUGGAAAGCUCUGUUGUUCAUCGCCGUCGUGGCGUGUCCAGGUCCUGGUUAUGACACCUCCACCACUCUGCUUUCCUAUCAUGAUGCUGCUUCAACACCUGAUGGUCAGGCUGGGUCUCUUCCAUGGGCGUUGAAGUUUGCACGAUGGGAUUCCAUCUAUUUUCUGCACAUCGCCGACCAGGGAUAUGUCUUUGAACAAGAGUGGGCCUUUGGCUAUCCCAGACUUCUGCGCUGGUUCAUUUUAGGUCUUCGCAUGUCUGGGGCUGAAGGCGCCCGCGGGCCGGUCAACACGGCACUCGUGGGUGUGGUGCUUUCCCACGUCGCGCACUAUCUCUCCGUUUUGGCUCUGUACCGUCUCUCGGCCAAUAUAUUCGGCCACGGCACAGCCGCCCAGAAACUCAUUUGCUUUUUGUCGGCUGCCCUGCACAUUAUCUGUCCGGCAGGGGCGUUCCUUUUAGCGCCGUAUGGCGAAUCUAUCUUCUCCCUUCUUAACCUUUCCGGCUUCUAUCUUUACACCUCGUCCCUCAUCUCCGAGCAUAAUGGAAUCACCACGUUGCGGGAUAUCCAAGUUCUCACGGCCGCUAUGCUCUUUGCCCUGGCGACAAUCGUUCGCAGCAAUGGCAUCCUGAGCGGAUUCUUGUUUGCCUAUGAUGCCUUUAUGGUGGCCUGGGCAACCCUAAUCCAAGGUCCGUCCCUGCACAAAACUCGUCGGUUGGCCGUUAUUAUCGUGGGCGGCUGCAUUGUUGCCUUGGGGAUGGCCGUACCCCAGAUCCUGGCCUACCGAUCGUAUUGCAUGUCUGGGACAGAUCUUCGGCCCUGGUGUAACUCCGCCUUGCCCAGUAUCUACGGCUGGGUUCAGGGACAUUAUUGGGACGUUGGGCUCUUCCGAUACUGGACGGUCUCGAACCUUCCUCUUUUCUUGUUGGCAGCACCGGUCCUGGUGAUUAUGUGCCAGUCAUCUCUGUGGGCACUUAAGGCCCCGUCGACUUUACGCUCGGAGUCCGGCAAUCAAUCGCCUUCUCCGGUCAGUCCGGGGUCCAUGCUGUUUCGCCUCGCUGUGCCCCAGGGUCUAUUAGCAGUCAUGGCCUUGACAAGCUAUCACGUUCAGAUCGUCAACCGGAUCUCAUCUGGAUACCCCGUGUGGUAUUGGUACCUCGUAUCUAGUGCCAUGGACAGUUUCCAAGAUCACCAGAAGGGCCGCCGUGGUCUCGUGAACGCCGCGCAAGCUAUGGUGGCCUACGCAUUAAUCCAAGGGGUUCUCUUUGGUUCUUUUUUGCCCCCAGCUUAA
Molecule: messenger RNA, 1374 nt
Organism: Penicillium cinerascens
Lineage: Eukaryota; Fungi; Ascomycota; Eurotiomycetes; Eurotiales; Aspergillaceae
Exons: 3
Coding region: 1-1374 (457 amino acids)
Biological process (GO): GPI anchor biosynthetic process
Cellular component (GO): endoplasmic reticulum membrane; mannosyltransferase complex
Molecular function (GO): alpha-1,6-mannosyltransferase activity; GPI mannosyltransferase activity
Source: RefSeq, a predicted model, not a curated record